UCUGCUCGGUUCCGUGUACUGACGAUUGAACGGGAUUAGGGGUCCAAAGCUGAAUGCAGACGGACUCUGGAGAAGUGGGUGUGUCAGAACGGCUUGGAACGGAGCUCGAGCCACCCUGGGCCGGUCCAGAUGUGUCCAGGUGCAGACAGACUCGUCCAGGUGUGUGAAUUCUGUCUUUUUUGACGAAACGGUCUGGAAGCAUGAGCACAGAAAAGGACGAGUCCAUCAGCGGUUCCGAAGGUUGUGACUGGGUCCCUGCGGCGGACCGGGACCUGCCCCUGGACCGCCUGAUUCUGGGCCUGGAUGCGGACGAGUAUUCGAGCUCAGCCUUCCUGGACGUGGACCCGAACUGCACCGAGAGCACGAAGAGGCGGGUUCGGUCCAACAGUUCGAGGCACCGCGGGGAGGUGGUGACGGAUCUGGGUCCAGAGGAGGUCCGGUGGUUCUACAAGGAGGACAAACGGACGUGGAAACCUUUCGUGGGACACGACUCCUUAAAGAUUGAGGUGGUGUUCCGGAGGUCCUGCGAGCAGAACGCCGCCGAUCCCGCCCGGUCCACGGACACGGACUGUGGGAGUGUGUCGGAGGACGCUGUGGAUCCGGUGUGCGUCCGAGGAGGGUUCUACGAGGUGGACGUCAGAGAACGGGAGAGUUAUCCGGUCUACUGGAACCAGCAGGACCGUAUUCCCGUCAUGAGGGGUCAGUGGUUCACAGAUGGCACGUGGCUCCCCCUGGAGGAGGAUGAAAGUAAUCUUAUUGAGCUGGAGCACUUGGAUCACUUCAGGGGGCAACAGAUGAGGGACACCUACGAGAUGGAGGCAGUGAUGGCGAUUGUGAACAGUAAGGACGCGAUCCACAGUCUGAAGCUGAGCCGCAGUCAUGUGGACUGGUACGGUGUCGAUGAGGUGUACCUGUACAGCGACGCUACCACCUCCAAGAUCGCACGCACCGUUACCCAGAAACUGGGCUUCUCCAAAGCCUCGAGCAGCGGGACCCGUCUCCAUCGAGGAUAUGUGGAGGAGGCAGCGCCUGAGGAUGCGCCCCCCGAAACGACCCACAUAGUCUUUGUGGUUCAUGGCAUCGGUCAAAAGAUGGACCAGGGCCGCAUCAUAAGGAACACCAGCAUGAUGCGAGAUGCUGCCAGGAAGAUGGAGGAGAAACACUUCUCUGAUCGCACCGCAGAGCAUGUAGAAUUCCUUCCUGUGGAGUGGAGGUCCAAACUGGCUCUGGAUGGAGACACAGUGGAGUCCAUCACACCGGACAAAGUCAGAGGUCUCAGAGACAUGCUGAACAGCAGCGCCAUGGACAUCAUGUACUACACCAGCCCUCUGUACAGAGAUGAGAUUACCAGGGGUCUAACCCUGGAGCUCAAUCGUCUGUAUUCGCUGUUCUGUUCACGGAAUCUGGACUUUGAGAAAAAUGGGAAGGUCUCCAUUGUCUCACAUUCCUUGGGCUGCGUCAUCACCUUUGACAUCAUGACAGGAUGGGACCCUGUUCGCUUUCAUCAUCAAGAAGCACCAGACCCACAAGAGAUGGAGGCUCGCUGGCCAUGUGAUGAGGAGCGUUACCUUCAGGAGCAACUGAGACUCACCCACCUCAGGUUGAGGGACUUGGAGGAUCAGUUCCAGGGUCUGCAGACUUCAGCUUGUGUUGCAGUGCCAGCUCUGAAAUUUAAGGUGGAAAACCUCUUUUGUAUGGGUUCUCCUCUGGCUGUUUUCUUGGCGUUGCGAGGGAUCAGGCCUGGAAACAAUGGCGUCCAAGACCACAUCCUCCCAACAUCUAUUUGUAAACGCCUCUUCAACAUCUUCCACCCGACAGACCCUGUGGCGUACAGACUGGAGCCUCUGAUCUUAAAGCACUACAGUAACGUAGCACCUGUUCAGAUACACUGGUACAACACCGCUAGCCCCACCCCUUACCAUCAGAUCCGGCCCACACUAUUGAAUCCCCCGAAGGACAGUCAGAUGCUAGUGUCAGACACAGAGAGCAUCCCAAGUCCCUGCACCUCCCCACCCCAGGCCCGACGGCACUACGGAGAGUCCAUCACCAAUCUGGGCAAGGCUAGCAUCAUGGGUGCUGCAAGUCUUGGAAAAGGAAUUGGGGAAAUUCUUUUUUCCCGAUUUUCCCGUUCCAGUGGCCAAGUGGGCGGGAUGGAGGAGGAGCCGUCUGAUUGUGAGGGUGGAGUAUGUGAAGUGGAAGAUGUGACAUCAGGAGAAGAAGCAGCAAUGAUGGCUGAAAGUGAGAAGGGUAAACCAGUGGAAGAGGACAAUGAUGAGGUCCAGCUGUCCUUGUCCCAGUCUUCCUCCGCUGUCAUGGACAGCUCAUCAUUGCUGCUGGACAGACGUAUUGACUUUGAGCUGAGGGAGGGCUUGGUCGAGAGCCGCUAUUGGUCAGCUGUAACCUCUCACACGGCCUAUUGGUGCUCAUACGAUGUGGCUCUGUUCCUCCUCACCUUCAUGUACCAGCAGCCGGACCGACCUGAGGCCACAGACAACCACGAGGACUUGUCAUAGUUCCAGAGGUUGCACUCUGUAUGAAAAGAGUCAGUCUUCAGUUCUGUAGAAUGCAAAAGUAAUUACAUUUAUGCUGCCACAAAAUAUGCACUUUAUGAAUUUU
This is a messenger RNA of Thalassophryne amazonica, 2616 nucleotides long. RefSeq names its product DDHD domain containing 1b (gene ddhd1b). Bases 201 to 2513 code for a protein of 770 amino acids. Gene Ontology annotation, molecular function: metal ion binding; glycerophospholipase activity. NCBI's taxonomy places the organism in Eukaryota, Metazoa, Chordata, Actinopteri, Batrachoidiformes, Batrachoididae. The transcript has 13 exons. Gene Ontology annotation, cellular component: cytoplasm. The record is from RefSeq and is a predicted model, not a curated record.